Molecule: messenger RNA, 1131 nt
Organism: Rotaria sp. Silwood2
Lineage: Eukaryota; Metazoa; Rotifera; Eurotatoria; Philodinida; Philodinidae
Source: the annotation of a GenBank genome assembly
AUGGAAUCGUAUAAAGGCUUAUUAGAUCAUGUUAAUAGCAUCGGUCGAGAUAAUAACGCCCGUGUUGGUAAUAUAUUUAUUCUUCUUUCUACAUUUGUAGGUGGUCCCCGUUUUAUGUCAAAAUUAUAUCAGAACAAUAUGGCGAUGGUUUGGAAAUUUGGCCGUCCUGAUUUAUUAAUUACUUUUAUAUGUAAUCCUAAAUGGGAAGAAAUAAAAUCCCAACUUAAACCUUUUCAGAAUUCAUCUGAUAGACCAGAUUUAAUAACUGGAGUAUUUCGUUUAAAAUUAAGAGUAUUUUUAAAUGACAUAGUUCAAAGAAAAAUUUUCGGAGAAAUUUUGGCAUACAUAUACGUUGUAGAGCAUCAAAAAUGCGGUCUUUCUCAUAGCCAUUGUUUAUUUACACUCUCCAACGAAGAUAAAAUUAAAACAGCAGACAACGUUGAUAAUAUUAUCUCUGCUGAGUUACCGGAUCGAUAUGUACAAUCCGAGUUGUAUAGCGUAAUUUUACGGCAAAAUAUUCAUGGACCAUGUGGUCGAUUAAACCCUAAAUCAAUUUGUAUGGUUGAAGGAUCUUGCUCCAAAAAUUUUCCCAAAGCCUUCUGCAAUGAAACUGAUGUAUCUACAGAUGGAUAUCCAAUAUAUAGACGCCGAAAUAAUUCAAAUGAAACUCAUUUUAAACGUAAUAAUAUUCAAGUAGAUAAUCGUUUUGUUGUACCAUAUAAUUCAUUGUUAAGUCUUAAAUAUAAUGCUCAUAUUAAUGUUGAACUAUGUUCAACUGGUAAAGCUUCCAAAUACAUUAACAAAUAUAUUACAAAGGGUUACGAUUGUGCUCGAAUCGGCGUCCAAGUAAAUUCAAACAACAAUGUAGAAAAAAUUGUUGAUUAUGAUGAAAUCAAACAAUAUUUAAAUUGUCGCUAUAUUAGUUCUCAAGAAGCAGCUUGGCAUCUUCAAAAUUUUCCUAUUCACUGUCAAUCUCAAAAUGUCGUCAUGUUGUCUAUUCAUUUGAAAGAUGGCCAAUCCAUCUUUUUCGAAGAGAAUCAAGCUAAAACUGCUUUCCGACAAGAGUCAGCCGCAUGCACAACUUUAACUGCCUAUUUGGAUUUAAAUGUUUCAGAUUCGAGUGCUCAGUAA